Balaenoptera musculus (blue whale) is the source of this 1369-nucleotide messenger RNA. RefSeq lists its product as uncharacterized. NCBI's taxonomy places the organism in Eukaryota, Metazoa, Chordata, Mammalia, Artiodactyla, Balaenopteridae. The record is from RefSeq and is a predicted model, not a curated record. The transcript is spliced from 4 exons. The coding region runs from base 1 to 978 and encodes 325 amino acids.
AUGAGCGGGGGCCGCUUGACUGUGGCCUUCCCCGUGGUCAGUAGUCCGCCCGCCGACUGUGUCGUCCUGGUGCCAUCCUGCAAGUGCCCCCGAAAGCCGGGCACAGACCGGGCACAGCUGCACUGCGAAACAGCUGUCCGCAGUGACACGCACGCAGUACGCCGGGCACUCUGGGCCGUUCACAUCUGGCGGGGUACUCACGGAGUGCCGGCUGUGUGCCAGGACCGGGUAUCAGGCGUGGGAGAUGUAGACGUGAGGCCAGGAGAGAAGAAACUCACCAAGGUCCCUGUGUACCCACCUCUGGCCACGCCCCCAGGGGAGUCUGGGUGCUGUGGUUCCCAGCUGGGCACAUCGUCGUCGAAUAAUCUUCUGUGUAUCUACAAAAAAUCUUGGCUCCCGCGCUGCUGCCUGGGGUCGGGCGAGAGCGAUCCCAGGGCCCGUUCGCCUGCCCGCAGUUCGCCCAAGACUCGGGGCCGAGAGGAAGCGCUAGAGCCCAGAGUUCGCCCCGCGCCGCCUGGAGGACGCAUCUGCCCGGCCCGGCGACCGCCGCUCGCGCCCACCGCCCCGGAGCCGCUGCAGGACGUCCCCCUGGGCCUGGCCCCGCCCGGCCGCGGCCGCGCUCGCCUGGCCCUCCUCUCGGGCCAUUACAUUUACUACCAUUACGGCUGCGACGGCGUGGACGACCCGGGCUGGGGCCGCGUCUACCGCACUCUGCAAACGCUGUGCUCGUGGCCAGAGGGCCGGCCGGCGGGCGUACCCGAACUGGCUGCAGUGCAGGCGGCCCUGGAGGACACGGGCGACAAGCCCCCCGGGCUCCGGGGCGCUCGGGGAUGGAUCGGCUGUGUAGAGGCCAGCCUCUGCCUUGACCACUUAGGGGGACCUCCAAGGGCGCCCAUGUCACGUGCCCCGUGGAGCAGGGCUUCAGGGGGAACUGGAGAGGCUCUAUUCCCACUUGGCAGGGGCUGGGGGGGACUGUAAGGGUUGGAGGGGACGCGGAUGCCCAGUCAAAGGCCUUGCUGGGAGUGUGCCUGGGGCCAGGCACGGAAGUCUACGUCCUGGUAUUGGACCCUCACUGCUGGGGUGAUCCGAAAAACCCCAGUGAACUACAGGCUGCUGGGUGGGUGGGCUGGCGAGAGGUAAGCUCAGCCUUUGACUCCAACUCCUUCUACAACCUGUGCUUGACCAGCUGUAACUCGGAAAAGCAGCUGCCCACCCUGGACUGAGGCUAAGGACCCAGAACUGAGCCGGCUCUAGAGCUGUAUCCGUUGAGCUACCCCAUCUCAAAGGCAGAGGCUGCCUGAAGUCAGACCCCCAAGAAGUCCCAGCAGAGCCUGGGAUCUUUGGUGUCAAUAAAGUGGCAAGGCCCAGC